AUGGGCGCCAUCUGCGGCAAGGUCGAGACCCAGGGCGAGUCGCGCAAGGAGGUCGAGGAGGACCUGCGCAUCGAUAAUCGUAAAAGAAACUCCCUCAUUUUUGCGGUGAUUGAAUGGGUGUCCGCCGUCGAUGCCAACAAUUCUGUGAAGGACCAAGAGAAACUAGCUACGAUCAUAGCGCGACGACCGCGCGACACGGAAACGGCCACGGACGACCCCAGAGCGUCCAGACAAACGAAGGAGUCGGAGGCCAUCGCGGGCGGCAACUUCCGCGCAUUGCGAGGCAUUCUGAUCAGCGAGUGGCGCUUCGUCAACCGAAAAUACCCAAAUCUGAAUGAUGACACCCUACUCCACAUCGCCUGUAGAGAGGGCUACCUGCGCAUGGUCCAGUUCAUCACGGACCCCAAGAACCAGCCCCAGUUCGAGAACGUCGAAUUGGACGUCAACCUCGAGAACGGGAAGUGGCGGACGCCGUUACACGUCGCGUUCACGCCGCCCGUCGAGACGUUCUGUGCGCGACGCUUUGGUGUGGAUUCGAAGGGACUGCCCCUGGCCAAGAAGCCCGACGGUGAUGUGAGUGACAUGGAGUGGAUCCGGCCGGGCACCGCGCGUACCCGCGUCUCGGACACGACCUCCGAGAGAUACCCUCGAUGUCCCCACAGGCCGAGGAUCGCCAAAAGAUCGUCGCGUGCUUGAUCAAACGGAAGUGUGAUCUGAACAAGGUCGAUUAUCAUGACCAUAGCGCGCUGCACUACGCGUGCGUCUGGGGCUGGGUGCCCACGGUUGAUCUACUGCUCGAGGAGGGGGCCGACCCGGAGUGCAGCAACAUCGGCGCGCUCGCGGCGUCCUGUCAUCGAUGCGACUCGCCUCCAUCUCACGAUGAAACACGCAGGCGGGCAAAAUGCACUUAUGUUGUGCGCGGACUUUUUACAUGUGCCUCUUAUAGACUUACUGCUGUCGGAGACGGAGAUAUCCAUAGAGUCGAAGAACGUCGACGGCGAGACGGCUUUACAUUACGCGGCACUGCGGGGUAGUAUGGAGGCCGUCGAGGCUCUGUUGGAGUUCGGGGCCAACGUCAAUUGUGAAAGUUAUGCGAGGGAUACGCCUUUGAAACGAGCCUGCCGGCAACAAAGAGUAGACUUGGUCCACAAGCUGCUCGACUACGACUGCAACCGACGACCCUCCGCGUUUGCUAUCCUGGAGGGCGAAGCGCUCAUGGAAAUAACUUUAAGACUAGACGAGGAAAAGAGGAAAAAAGUCGAAGAAUACGAAAAACUAAAAAGAUUGGAAGCGGCGGGCAAGAACAAGAAAGGUAAGAAAAGUGCGAUCGGCGCCUGGGUGCCCUACCGCGACAAGCGCGGCCGGGGCAUCUUCUACUACAACCGCGUCAGUCGUGUUUCGCAGUUCGAGGUGCCCGAGGACUACGAGAAGGAUCGGCGCUACCUGAUGAAGGACGCGACCUACGGCAUGCACUUUUAUCACUGACGAGGUGCUGUGGCGCCUUCACGCCAUCGAGGUGACUCGUGGCCAUCUCACUUCCAUGAGAGUGGUUUCUUUUGCGAUUUUGGGGCCGUUCGGACCAUAAUGUGUGUGUUUA
Messenger RNA from Pelagomonas calceolata, 1597 nucleotides. Lineage: Eukaryota; Pelagophyceae; Pelagomonadales; Pelagomonadaceae. The record is from the annotation of a GenBank genome assembly.